GCACGAGGAAAAAGGAGGCGGAGAAAGAUAAGAGGGGGAAGGAAGGCGCGUAUCUGAAGCGGGCGGACGUCAUUAGACGGAUCUCAUAUAAGGUCCGAUGUACUAGAGGGAAGCCCCGAAACAAGCCCGGGAGGAGGAGUCUGGGAACAAACAAAAUUAUCGCGGAUGCCGGAGGAUCCUUAGGACAUCCAGAGGGGGAUAGAGGAGGCGGAGUCGUGAGAAGUGAAGAAGCACGAGUCCUUAAGAAGAACAGAACAAAUGCACAGAUUAAGUUAGAGACGGGAUGGGAGGAAGUAGCCGGAUUGGGGAUAUCAGGUCAGAAGAGAUUUCUGAAUCAGAAUUGA
Plasmodium inui San Antonio 1 is the source of this 344-nucleotide messenger RNA. RefSeq lists its product as hypothetical. The record is from RefSeq and is a predicted model, not a curated record. The annotation marks the transcript as partial. NCBI's taxonomy places the organism in Eukaryota, Apicomplexa, Aconoidasida, Haemosporida, Plasmodiidae. The transcript has a single exon.